This is a messenger RNA of Brassica oleracea var. oleracea, 1644 nucleotides long. Its product is annotated as pectin acetylesterase 5-like. NCBI's taxonomy places the organism in Eukaryota, Viridiplantae, Streptophyta, Magnoliopsida, Brassicales, Brassicaceae. The coding region runs from base 66 to 1310 and encodes 414 amino acids. The record is from RefSeq and is a predicted model, not a curated record. The transcript has 12 exons. Gene Ontology annotation, molecular function: hydrolase activity.
UGUGGGACUCACAUGACACAUUGUAAUAAAUAAACAUUCUCCCUGACUGAUGAUGUGUUCUUGAAAUGGAGAUUCCCAGGUUCAGCUCUCUGCUACGUUGCAGAAAAUGGGCUAAGAGCGAUUGGCUUGCUGCUUCCAUAGGAUUCGUCUUGACCGUCUUCUUCCUCUCUUUCUUCUAUGAUCCCACUGUUCCCUCCAUUACAUCCCCAACUAAUCUGGUCAAACUCAAGUUAUCCAGUACAGCUAAAGAGAGAGGAGCAUUUUGCCUGGAUGGAAGCUUGCCUGGGUUCCAUUUUGACAAGGGUUCAGGUUCAGGGUCCAAAAGCUGGCUUAUUCAUCUUCAGGGAGGAGGCUGGUGCAACACAAUAGCGUCAUGUUCUGCUCGAGCAAUGACUAGUUUUGGUUCUUCCAACUACUUUGAAGAUGAAGUGGAGUUUCCAGGUGUUUUAAGCAAUGACCCAUCUCAAAAUCCUGACUUCUUUAACUGGAACAGAGUUGUAAUACGGUACUGUGAUGGUGCUUCUUUCUCUGGACACCCUGAAGCUGAAUUCAAGAACGGAACAGGGCUUUUCUUCCGUGGCCAGCUCAUCUGGGAGGCUAUUAUGGAUGAGAUUUUGUCGAUGGGCAUGUCAGAUGCCAAACAGGGCAUACUUACUGGAUGUUCUGCUGGUGGCUUGGCAACUCUUAUACAUUGUGACUACUUUCGUGAUCAUCUCCCUAAAGAUGCAGAUGUCAAAUGUGUUUCUGACGGAGGAUUCUUUCUUAACGCGCUUGAUGUCCUUGGAAACCCUACGAUGAGAUCUUUCUAUCAUGAUGUUGUUACCUUGCAGGGCGUAGAUAAGAGCUUGGAUCAGAAUUGUGUAGCCAUAAUGGAGCCAUCCACGUGUAUGUUUCCUCAAGAAUUCGUUAAUAACAUACGAACACCAGUGUUUCUUGUCAACUCAGCUUAUGAUUCUUGGCAGAUUCAAAAUGUCUUGGUACCAGCUUCUGCUGAUUCAGAUAAAAGUUGGGCAAAGUGCAGACUCAGUAUUAAAGAAUGUGAUGCUGCACAGAUGAAUGUGCUACAGGGUUUUCGCAGCUCUCUGAUGGAUGCCAUAGGGAAAUUUCAUCAGAACAAAGCUGGUGGGAUGUUCAUAGAUUCAUGCUUCAUUCAUUGCCAGACAGUUACGCCUGGGACAUGGCACUCCCCAACCUCAACAAGAAUCGAAAACAAGACAAUUGCCGAGUCUGUAGGUGACUGGUACUUCAACCGAAAACCGGUUAAGCUAAUUGAUUGUCCUUACCCUUGCAAUCCCUCCUGUCACAACUGAAGUUCAGCUGAACUUUCCUUGUAGCUGCAUUGACCAAUCCCUCUGCUUCUCGACUUCUCCCGAACUUUCUUCAUCUGAUCAGGAGCAGCCGUGUCCUAGAAUUCACAAUCAGGUUGAGUCUCAAAAGGGUUUUCAUGUUCUUGAAGUAUGAAGAUAUCUAGAGGAACUCACCUGCUUUGUAUAAUAAAGUAGUUGAUUGAUCAUAGAGAAAGAUUUUAUUACAAAAGCAACUCCAUUAACAGUAUAUUGGCAUAUUUCCACGUUGGGAUCUUCUGAGAUUGCAUAUGUAUAUAUAUUUGUGAUCACAGAGCAGCAGAUCUUGAUAUCUUUUUGA